UGGUUACGUCGCGAGGGCCUCUCCAAGGAGGUGUGCUUCAUGGCGGUCACGGAGACUGCGGUAAAUAUUUUGCGUCGAUAAAUGUCGCAUGUUAACUGAAUUUCUACUCAAGCGGACGUCGUUUAACAAAAUUUGUUAAAUUGUUGAAGCUUCCCCCAUCAUCCUCCCCUCGGGGGCUUCCCUUCCUCAGUGUGGUGGAUCCAACCCUUAACGGGAUUGGUAGGGAGGCGACGCUAUGACGAUGGAGAAUGGACAGGGCACAGGCUCAAAGCUUGGCCUGCCGCCCCUCACCCCAGAGCAGCAGGAGGCGCUGCAGCGGGCAAAGAAGUAUGCCAUGGAGCAGAGCAUUAAGAGUGUCUUGGUGAAACAGACCAUUGCCCACCAGCAACAGCAGCUCACCAAUUUGCAGAUGGCAGCAGUGACUAUGGGCUUUGGAGAUCCUCUCUCACCUUUACAAUCGGUUGCAGCCCAGCGGCAGCGCGCUCUCGCCAUCAUGUGCCGGGUGUACGUGGGCUCCAUUUAUUACGAGCUCGGCGAGGACACCAUCAGACAGGCCUUUGCUCCCUUCGGCCCCAUCAAGAGCAUUGACAUGUCUUGGGACUCGGUGACGAUGAAGCACAAGGGCUUUGCCUUUGUGGAGUACGACGUGCCAGAGGCUGCCCAGCUGGCUCUGGAGCAGAUGAAUUCCGUCAUGUUGGGUGGGCGAAACAUUAAGGUUGGGCGGCCAAGUAACAUCGGUCAGGCGCAACCCAUCAUUGACCAGCUGGCAGAGGAAGCGCGCGCUUUUAACCGCAUCUACGUGGCGUCGGUGCACCCCGACCUGUCGGACGACGACAUCAAAAGUGUGUUUGAGGCUUUCGGGAGGAUCAAAUCUUGCAUGUUAGCCCGAGACCCCACCUCAGGGCGGCACAGAGGCUUCGGCUUCAUCGAGUACGAAAAGCCUCAGUCGGCCGUGGACGCCGUGUCUUCUAUGAACCUCUUUGACCUGGGGGGUCAGUACUUGCGGGUCGGCAAGGCGGUCACCCCUCCCAUGCCCCUCCUCACCCCUACCACUCCCGGCGGCCUGCCGCCGGCAGCCGCCGUGGCCGCCGCGGCGGCCACUGCCAAGAUUACGGCCCAGGCAAGUAUGAAUCCCUUCCAAAGGGAUUUAAUGGCCUUCCAGGAGGCCGUAGCUGGCGCGUCAGUCCUGGGGGCGUUAGCUGCGCCCCAGCUACUCAGUCAGCAGAUGGGGAUACCGCAGGCCGUCAUGGCCGCGCAGGCGCCCGGCGUCAUCACAGGAGUGACUCCAGUGCGACCCCCCAUACCGGUCCUCCCCCAGGUGGGCCUGGUGAACCCCGUGCUGGCGUCGCCGCCCGUCCUCUCCAAUCAGGCACUGGCCACUGCCCAGUUGCAGGAGAAGAAGGAGGAGAAAGAGGAGACGCUCCAGGACGGCACGGGGCAGGAGAUGCUGAGCGACCAGGAGCACAUGAGCAUCUCGGGAAGCAGCGCCAGACACAUGGUCAUGCAGAAGCUGCUUAGAAAGUCAGAGUCCACAGUAAUGGUCCUGCGCAAUAUGGUGGGCCCGGAGGACAUCGACGACGACCUGGAAGGGGAAGUGACCGAAGAGUGCGGCAAGUUUGGCUCGGUCAACCGCGUCAUCAUCUACCAGGAGAAACAGGGCGAGGAGGAGGACGCCGACAUCAUCGUCAAAAUCUUCGUGGAGUUUUCGAUGGCGUCGGAGAUGAACAAAGCCAUCCAGGCGCUCAACGACCGCUGGUUCGGGGGGCGCAAGGUGGUCGCCGAGGUGUACGACCAAGAUCGCUUCAACAGCAGCGACCUGUCGGCGUGAGCCACUUCCACACCCGUCAUUCCCGUUGCCGUAUUUGUAAUUGUCAUUUUUUUAACAAAAAAACAAGAAUAGUUGUUUAUUAAUGAUGCCUCGUUGGGAGUUUUUGUUUGGCUUUGUGACCCGUGAAGACUCCUCUGUUCUGCAAGUUACACAUUUUUGUUUAACCCAGACCUGUAAACAUACAUUAGUUAUUUUUUUUUUGGCCUCAUUUUUUUUUCAUGACAUGGAAUUGUUUGAACAUGUAAACACUGUUUGUUUCUACAAUUAAAGAUUAUUUGUCCACAA
Molecule: messenger RNA, 2113 nt
Organism: Syngnathoides biaculeatus (alligator pipefish)
Lineage: Eukaryota; Metazoa; Chordata; Actinopteri; Syngnathiformes; Syngnathidae
Product: poly(U)-binding-splicing factor PUF60
Exons: 12
Coding region: 236-1828 (530 amino acids)
Biological process (GO): regulation of alternative mRNA splicing, via spliceosome; alternative mRNA splicing, via spliceosome; mRNA splice site recognition
Cellular component (GO): catalytic step 2 spliceosome; precatalytic spliceosome
Molecular function (GO): RNA binding
Source: RefSeq, a predicted model, not a curated record